GUUCCCCGGGGACGCGGGCGCGCGCCGCCACCACCACCAGCAGCAGCAGCAAAGCAGCAGCAGAAGCAACAGAGACAUCGUCGCCUGUGCCGCAUCGGGCGGCAGCCAGGAAGACUUUCCCCAUGAACACCAUCAGACAAGUGCCGGCCAAGGUUCUGCACCGCCGCUCGGUGCACAGCCUGGAAGCGGAGCGGGAGCAGUUUGACAGGCAGCAGGCGGCCAGCAUCAGCAAGGCUAUCAACAGCCAGGAGGUGCCUGUCAAAGAAAAGCAUGCACGCAGAAUUAUAUUGGGAACGCACCAUGAGAAAGGGGCCUUUACCUUCUGGUCCUACGCCAUUGGACUCCCUUUAUCCAGCAAUUCCAUCAUGAGCUGGAAGUUCUGCCACGUUCUCCACAAAAUCUUGAGAGAUGGACAUCCAAAUGUUCUUCACGAUUUUACCAGGCAUAAAAGCAACAUCCGUGAAAUGGGAAAUUUAUGGGCACAUAUGCAUGAUCGUUAUGGACAACUGGCAAGUGUCUAUGUUAAACUUCUCAACACCAAGAUGGAUUAUCAUAAAAAGCAUUCUGAGUUCCCACCGAAUCUGGAAGUGACAGACGAAGCACUGGAUAAAGCUUCUGGCACAGAUGUAAACAAUAUCUUUCAGCUCACGGUGGAAAUGUUUGAUUAUAUGGAUUGUGAACUUAAGGUUGCUGAAUCUGUCUUCAGGUCGCUGGAUACUUCGUACGCGGUAUCGCAGACGCCCUCUGGUCAGUGCCGUCUGGCUCCUCUCAUUCAGGUGAUUCAGGACUGCAGCCACCUGUAUCACUACACUGUAAAGCUAAUGUUCAAACUCCACUCGUGUCUGCCGGCUGAGACGCUGCAAGGACAUAGGGACCGAUUCUAUGAUGAAUUUCACAGUCUAAAGAGUUUCUUCAGCCGUUCUCGUGACAUGUUGUAUUUCAAACGUCUCAUCCAGAUCCCCAAAUUGCCCGAGAGUCCACCAAAUUUUUUGCGAGCUUCUGCCUUGGCAGAGCAUGUGAAACCAGUGGUGAUAAUUUCUGAUGAAGUCCCGACUGAUGACAUCGAGGAACCGGAGAGUCUCAUCGAGGUUUCUGCCGCUCCAGUGACUGAAUCCCCGAAUUUGGUGGAUGUGGACAUUUUCGAUGCUGCUUUUGGACCUCCAACUAAUAAUAGUUUUGAGAAAGAUGAACGAAACCUUCAAAUUGACAAUUUGAAGAAGGAGGUGGAGAUGCUGAAAGUUGAGCUGGAGAGAGUAAAGUCUGAGGCCCAGAAGUACAUCGCACAACUGAAAGCCCAGAUUAAUGGCCUGGAAACGGAGCUGGAGGAAACCCGGAAGCUGAAGCAGAAGGCGCUGGUCGACAACGAGGAGCUGAGGGAUGAGCUGGAAAACCUGCGGAAGCAGAAAGGCGACGUGGAUAAAACAGAGUUCCUGCUCGUAGAAUCCGAUAAGAAAGUCCAAGCGAACGAGCAGCGCUACAACAAACUAAAAGAAAAGCACAGCGAUCUUGUCAACACUCACGCAGAACUCCUCAGAAAGAGUGCUGAGACAUCGAAACAACUGACAGUAACGCAGCAGACCCGUGAAGAGGAGACGCGGACUAAACAAGAGCUUGAAUUUGCCAUGGAGGAAGCCAAGAGGGAAGCGGAGACGAAGCUGGAGGACCAGAGUUUUACAAUGGAACAACUGAAGAGAGAAAUAGAGGCAAAGAAGGAAGAGCUGGCUACCAUCCAGGGCUCACUGCGUAACUCUGACCAGGCGGGCACAGAGAUGAACUCGAGGCUGCGGAGCCUUGAGGCAGAGAAGGACAACCUGAGGAAGACGGUGGCUGAGAAGGAAGCUGAGGCCUACACACUGAAGAACACGCUGCAGGAGAGAGAGAUGGCAAUGCGCACUGAGAAAGACAAAGCCUGCAGGGAACUGGAGGAGCUCCAGGGAAAAUUCACAGAGAAGGCAAACCGUGAGCAGCUGCUUCAGCAGAAACUGCUGGAUGAGCAGUUCCACAUGGUCCAGGGCACGGUGAGGGAAGCCGAGAGCAUCAUCCAAGACGCCGUGGCCAAGGUCGACGACCCCCUGCACAUUCGAUGCACCAGCUCGCCAGAUUACCUCAUCAACAGGGCAGAAGCAGCCAUGGAGUCGGUGAACUUGAUGCAACAAGGACACUCGCAGUACCUAACGAACAUGGCAGAUGCCAGCAGCCUCCUGCAAGCAUUGACCAGGUUUGCUCAUUUGGCUGCCGACGCCAUCGUGAAUGGCAGUGCCACGUCACACCUGGCUCCGACUGACCAGGCGGACAGACUGACGGACGGUUGCAGAGAGUGUGGGAAGGAGAGCCUACGCUAUUUGGGUGAUCUGAAGGAUAAGCGAUCAGUCAGCCGUGCUGACCCUGCCUCCGUGAGGAGUGCGAUUCAGAAAAUCCUUGACCUUGGACAGGAGUUGAGGCCCAAGAGCAUUGAUGUCAAACAGGAGGAGCUCGGGGACAUGGUGGACAAAGAGAUGGCAUCAACAUCCGCAGCCAUUGAAGAUGCAGUGAAGAGGAUUGAGGAAAUGAUGAAGCAAGCCCGACAAGGAAGCUCUGGCAUUAAACUGGAAGUUAAUGAAAGAAUUUUAAACUCGUGCACCAGUCUCAUGAAGGCAAUACGGCAACUGGUGAUGGCCUCAACGAGCUUGCAGAAGGAGAUUGUGGAAAGUGGAAGGGGAGCAGCAACUACAAAAGAAUUCUAUGCAAAGAACUCUCGCUGGACAGAAGGUCUAAUCUCUGCUUCCAAAGCUGUGGGAUGGGGCGCAACACAGUUGGUGUAAGUACCAGCCCCAACC
This is a messenger RNA of Leucoraja erinaceus (little skate), 2816 nucleotides long. RefSeq names its product huntingtin interacting protein 1 related b (gene hip1rb). Gene Ontology annotation, biological process: actin filament organization; endocytosis; clathrin coat assembly. The coding region runs from base 123 to 2801 and encodes 892 amino acids. The transcript has 27 exons. Gene Ontology annotation, molecular function: phosphatidylinositol-3,4-bisphosphate binding; phosphatidylinositol-3,5-bisphosphate binding; actin filament binding. The record is from RefSeq and is a predicted model, not a curated record. Gene Ontology annotation, cellular component: actin cortical patch; clathrin-coated vesicle. NCBI's taxonomy places the organism in Eukaryota, Metazoa, Chordata, Chondrichthyes, Rajiformes, Rajidae.